Molecule: messenger RNA, 2658 nt
Organism: Phoenix dactylifera (date palm)
Lineage: Eukaryota; Viridiplantae; Streptophyta; Magnoliopsida; Arecales; Arecaceae
Source: RefSeq, a predicted model, not a curated record
CUCUCUCUGUCUCUGCUCCAUCGUCCCACUCGCCGCGCUCGCAGCUGAGGGCCUCCGCCGCUGGAUCUCUCUCUCUCUCUCUCUCACUCCCUCCCUCUCCACCCCAGUCCGAGUUGGUCUCCGUCAGCCGCCGGCGGCUCAUCCUCUCCGUCUCUCCCCUCGCCUUUUUGGCGUCCAGACAGCAUUACGGCACCCGAAAUCAAUUUCCAGCUGUGCCACGGGAACAUAAUUCGAGGCCGUCGAGCGUAGAAGCUUCCCCUCCGGCCUUCCCAUUCCGUUCUCUCUUUCCUCCCACAAAACUGGAAUCUAUACCAGGGCGGUUCAAACGUUGAACCGAGCAGAUGAGUGAGUCGACCGGCUUUUACUGGACCGGGUUCAGAGUGGCUGACGGCCUUCAUCCCUCGAAAAUCUGGUCCCAGAGAAGGAACUCUGCGGCGUCUCAAGACCCUCCGGCUACUUCCCGUGCGGUAUAGAAGAGCGACCAGAACUCGAAUAGAACAGUCCUCUGCUUCUCUCUCAACUCUACUGCGAUUCUUGGAACAGGAAUAGGCGCGCUCUCAUGGCUCAGAUUCCCAAUCUCGACAAUGCCCCGAUCAAUCUCGCCUCCCUCAGGGAGCAAUCGCAGAAGGAGCUCCUCAACAUUCUCAGGAAGAUACGUGGCAAGAAGUGUCUUGUUAUAGACCCGAAGCUUGGGGGCUCGCUCUCGCUCUUGAUCCAGACAUCGCUGCUGAAGGAAUAUGGUGUAGAAUUGCGACAUCUCUCUGCAGAACAUGUUCAAACUGAAUGCUCCAAAGUGCUAUAUCUUGUCCGUUCUCAGAUGAAGUUGAUGAAAUUCAUUUCAUCUCAUAUUCAGCAUGAUCUUUCCAAAGGAGUUCAGAGAGAAUACUUUGUUUAUUUUGUCCCACGCCGCACAGUUGUAUGUGAAAAGAUCUUUGAGGAGGAAAAGGUCCAUCAUAUGCUGUCUAUAGGAGAGUACCCCUUAUACACAUUGCCAUUAGAUGAGGAUGUUAUAUCUUUUGAACUUGACUUUGCUUAUAAGGAAUGCUAUGUUGAUGGUGAUACAAGUUCCCUUUGGCAUGUUGCGAAGGCCAUUCAUAAGCUGGAGUUUUCAUUUGGGUUGAUACCAAAUGUGAGAGCUAAAGGUAAGGCUUCAACGAAGGUCGUUGACAUUCUAAAUAGCUUGCAAGUGGAAGAGCCAGUUAACACAGCUGAUAUGGGGGUUCCUGAGAUAAAUACACUCAUUUUGCUAGAUCGAGAGGUGGAUAUGGUGACUCCAAUGUGCUGUCAGUUAACAUAUGAAGGACUACUAGAUGAGAUUUUGCAAAUCAAUAAUGGAUCUGUGGAGAUUGAUCCCACUAUUAUGGGUGGCCAACAAGAGGGAAAAAAGACUAAGGUUCCUUUAAAUUCAAGUGAUAAGUUGUACAGGGAGAUUCGGGAUCUCAACUUUGAAGUUGUUGUUCAGGUUCUGCGCCAAAAGGCAACUUCAAUGCAGCAAGACUAUGCGGAAGUGAAAUCUACUUCACAGUCAGUAUCUGGGCUGAAGGAUUUUGUUAAGAAGUUGAACUCACUACCAGAAAUAGCGAGGCAUGUAAAUCUUGCUCAACAUUUGCAAUCAUUUACAAGUAAGCCAUCAUUCCAUGCCCGACUAGAUAUAGAGCAAACGAUUUUGGAGCUGCAAAAUUAUGAAAUAUGUUUUGAGUACAUCGAGGAGAUGAUCCACAAACAAGAGCCAAUUAUCAAUAUGCUACGCUUGCUGGUGUUAUUUUCCAUUACUAAUUCUGGGCUGCCAAAGAAAAACUUCGAUUAUUUGAGGAGGGAGAUACUCCACAGCUAUGGAUUUGAGCACAUGUCUACAUUGUAUAAUCUGGAAAAGGCUGGACUCUUUAGGAAACAGGAAACAAAGACCAACUGGCCUACUAUUACAAGAGCUCUGCAACUUAUAGUUGAUGAUACCGACACAGCCAACCCCAAUGAUGUCUCGUACAUCUUUUCUGGAUAUGCGCCUCUUAGCAUUCGUCUUGUGCAACAUGCAAUUAGAUCUGGAUGGCGUUCAAUUGAAGAAAUAAUGAAGCUGUUGCCUGGACCUCAUUUGGAUUUAAAGAGAGGUGCUUCUACAAGCAGUUCUUCAUUUGACAUAGUCUUAGGCGCGCAGUCUAACCAUGACAGGCUUAUGGAUGGACGUCGUUCCCUAGCAUUAGUGGUCUUCAUUGGAGGGGUAACUUUUGCAGAGAUUGCUGCUCUUCGUUUUCUUAGUUCACAGGAAGGAAUGGGCUAUGACUUUAUUGUUGGCACUACAAAGAUGGUGAAUGGUAACACAAUUCUUGAAACACUCAUGAGCAACGCUUAAGGAGUUUGAAAACAAUGGAAAGAAAGUUGCAUCUCAAUCCAGCUUGGCUCUGUGAAGUCGUUCUACAUAUCUGCAUUGCUGGGUGUUAAAGUUUUGACUGCAAGUUCACUACAGUAAAAGUACAUCAUAUUUCUAAUCUGAGAACAGAAGAACCAAGCCCUGAAUUGACUGCUUGGUAUUUCUUUUUUGUUUGCUCUGGUCAGCUCCAAUUUGACUUUGUAAGGUAUUUGAACCAGGAAAAACAAUGAUCGGUUGUCUUCUGCACUUGUUAUAAUUGCAUAUUUGAAAGUACAUUAUUUGAGAUUACCAAA